This is a messenger RNA of Nerophis lumbriciformis (worm pipefish), 2142 nucleotides long. Lineage: Eukaryota; Metazoa; Chordata; Actinopteri; Syngnathiformes; Syngnathidae. The record is from RefSeq and is a predicted model, not a curated record.
AUGUCUACAGAUCCAGCAGCCGACCAGGCGGCGGAGUAUGUCCCAGAGAAGGUGAAGAAGGCAGAGAAGAAGUUGGAAGAAAACCCAUAUGACCUUGACGCUUGGAGCAUUCUGAUUCGAGAAGCACAGAAUCAACCAAUUGAUAAAGCAAGGAAGACAUACGAGCGACUUGUCACACAGUUUCCAAGUUCUGGCAGAUUCUGGAAACUAUUCAUUGAAGCUGAGGUGAAGGCAAAAAACUAUGACAGGGUAGAAAAGUUGUUUCAAAGAUGUCUGAUGAAAGUGUUGCACAUUGACCUGUGGAAAUGUUACCUCGCCUAUGUGCGAGAGACCAAAGGAAAGCUCCCAAGCUAUAAGGAGAAGAUGGCCCAGGCAUACGACUUUGCUUUGGAUAAAAUUGGCAUGGAAAUUAUGUCAUAUCAGAUUUGGGUGGACUACAUUAAUUUCCUCAAGGGAGUUGAGGCUGUGGGCUCAUAUGCAGAGAACCAGCGAAUAACGGCAGUGCGGAGAGUCUACCAGAGAGGCUGUGUGAAUCCCAUGAUUAACAUAGAGCAACUCUGGAGAGAUUAUAGCAAAUACGAGGAGGGAAUCAAUAUACACUUGGCCAAGAAAAUGAUUGAGGAUCGAAGCAGAGACUACAUGAAUGCAAGGAGAGUGGCGAAGGAGUAUGAGACUGUGAUGAAAGGGCUUGACAGGAAUGCGCCCUCGGUGCCGCCCCAGAACUCGCCCCAGGAGGCUCAGCAGGUGGAUAUGUGGAAGAAGUACAUCCAGUGGGAAAAAAGUAACCCUCUGCGCACAGAAGAUCAGACGCUCAUCACAAAGAGAGUGAUGUUUGCCUAUGAGCAGUGCCUACUGGUGCUGGGGCACCAUCCUGAUGUGUGGUAUGAGUCAGCUCAGUAUCUAGAGCAGUCGAGCAAGCUUUUGGCAGAGAAAGGGGACAUUAAUAACUCCAAGCUGUUCAGUGAUGAAGCUGCUAACAUCUAUGAGCGUGCGAUUGGGACGCUACUCAAGAAGAACAUGCUUCUUUAUUUCUCAUUCGCCGAUUAUGAAGAAAGCCGUAUGAAGCACGAGAAGGUGCACAACAUCUACAAUAAACUGCUUGCCAUCGAGGAUAUCGACCCCACGUUGGUUUACAUCCAGUACAUGAAGUUUGCCAGGAGGGCGGAGGGCAUCAAAUCAGGCCGCACCAUCUUCAAAAAGGCCCGUGAGGAUUUGCGCACACGCCACCAUGUGUACGUCACAGCAGCGCUGAUGGAAUACUACUGCAGCAAGGAUAAAUCUGUGGCCUUUAAGAUUUUUGAGCUUGGUUUGAAGAAAUAUGGAGACAUUCCAGAAUAUAUACUUGCAUAUAUCGAUUACCUCUCACACCUUAACGAGGAUAACAACACGAGGGUUCUCUUUGAACGAGUCCUCACCUCAGGAAACCUUUCACCAGAGAAGUCAGGAGAGAUCUGGGCCCGUUUUCUGGCGUUUGAGAGCAACAUAGGCGACCUGGCCAGUAUUCUGAAGGUGGAGCGACGCCGUUUCACUGCCUUCAAGGAGGAGUACGAGGGCAAAGAAACGGCCUUGCUUGUAGACAGAUAUAAAUUCAUGGAUCUGUAUCCUUGCUCCACCAGUGAACUCAAGGCUCUAGGAUACAAGGAUGUGACUCGUGCCAAACUACCACUGCUUCCUGAAACUGUGGCAGUGCCCUCCGCGCCCACACUGAAGGAUGAAAUAGACCGAAGACCAGAGUACCCCAAACCAGACAUCAAUCAGAUGAUCCCCUUCCAGCCGCGCCACAUGGCCCCCCCAGGCCUGCACCCUGUGCCGGGCGGAGUCUUCCCAGUCCCCCCGGUGGCCGUCCUCCUAAUGAAGUUGCUUCCCCCACCCACAUGUUUUACUGGUCCUUUCGUUCAAGUGGAUGAGCUCAUUGAGACUUUCAGGAGAUGUACACUUCCCGAGACUGUUGAAGCUGCUGUGGAGCUCAUCACUGGAAGACUGCCUGACGGUAGCGGUGAGGGCAACGGCGCUGUGGAGAACCACGCCGCCACUAAGUCACUUAAGCGGCCCAAUGCCGACUCAGACGAGGAAGAUGACAAAGGGGUGGCGCCGCCCAUCCACGACAUCUAUCGUGCUCGCCAGCAAAAGCGGAUUCGAUAA